Molecule: messenger RNA, 579 nt
Organism: Cylas formicarius (sweet potato weevil)
Lineage: Eukaryota; Metazoa; Arthropoda; Insecta; Coleoptera; Brentidae
Product: small ribosomal subunit protein uS8A
Exons: 3
Coding region: 138-530 (130 amino acids)
Biological process (GO): translation
Cellular component (GO): ribosome; cytosolic small ribosomal subunit
Molecular function (GO): structural constituent of ribosome
Source: RefSeq, a predicted model, not a curated record
UAUUUCGAGUUCUGCUUCCAUUGGACAACGUCGGUGGACAGCUGGCGCCUCUAGUGAGUUUUAUUGAAACAAUUCCUUUUGGGAUUUGUUGACAGGAGUGAAUGUUUCUAAAGGGAACUUAAAAUUAAAUCCGAGCGAUGGUGCGAAUGAACGUACUGAGCGACGCUCUAAAAUCGAUAAACAAUGCAGAGAAACGGGGAAAACGGCAAGUCCUUAUUCGCCCUUGUUCAAAAGUUAUAAUUAAAUUUUUAACUGUUAUGAUGAAGCAUGGAUACAUUGGCGAAUUUGAAAUUGUUGAUGACCAUAGGAGUGGCAAAAUAGUGGUAAAUUUAACAGGUAGAUUGAACAAGUGCGGUGUAAUUUCCCCAAGGUUUGAUGUACCAAUAACACAUAUUGAAAAGUGGACAAAUAAUUUAUUACCAUCAAGACAAUUUGGAUAUGUAGUAUUGACUACAAGUGGAGGUAUAAUGGACCACGAGGAAGCCAGGAGAAAACAUCUAGGUGGAAAAAUCUUGGGAUUCUUCUUCUAAUGUAACUCUAAGAAAUAAAAUCAUAUAAUAGGAAUAAAUUGUUUUUUUA